AUGGAGGAACCUGGAGAUGUUGCAAAAGCAGCAUCCAUCCCGAAGUCCUCCUCCUCUCGCCGCAUCCUGCAAAUCGAGCGCACGUUGUCCAAGACCUCCACUGCGGUUAGCCAUGCCCAAGAGCACUUUUUCAGCCGCCUGGCGCGGUGCAUUGCAAGACGCCCAGUUGUCACCAUUGCUGUCUGCCUGGCAGCAUUUCUAGUAUGCAUCCCCGGGAUGCUUCUACUAGAUGGAUCUGAGAACAUGUUCGGCUUUAUCAAGAUCAUGGUGAACUUCAUGGAUACCUUUACCUUCACGACCACCGACGAGUACAAGGACUACGAACGUGCGACGGCGAUUUUCCCCGAUACGCGAAGCCUGGUCUUCCUCGCAAAGCCUCUUGGCGGACGGGGAAUUGUAUCAUCGGAGGUGAUCCGACAGAUCCACCAGGCAGAGCUUCAGAUCAAGGAUGUAACCCGAUUCACAUCGGAGGAUGGACGUGAGUUGGGCUUCCGGGACGUGUGUGAGAAGUUUAGCUCCGACUCGCCAUGCAUCACAGGGAGUGCCACGACCACACUUCUUGGGAUGGAUGUCACAAGCCGCCUUGCAGAGCUCGAAGCACUCGAGAGGAAUGGCAGCUUUACUGGCCCCGACGCUGCAAUGUGGGUGGUUCAGGCUAUGAGCAUAGAGCAGCGGGCGGGCCUUCCUCUACUCUUCGCUGCGCCACUCGAUUUCCCUGGGGCUGACGCCGGCGACGUGGCUGUCAGCCAAUGGCUGUCAGAGAGCACCGCGGCUAUGUCCAGCUUUACGUUGAUAGACACCGAGGACGGCAUUCGCUUCGAGAAGCAGGCGGCGAAAGACAUCAACGAAAAUGGCUACCCAGAGAAUGCGGUCGUGAGGAUUAACCAGUUCAGCUCUUCAACGAUUGCAAUGGAGAGUGUGCAAAUCGGUAUGGACAACGUCCCACUCAUCGCCGUCACCCUUGUCCUCAUGGCAGGCUACGUGGUGCUCAUGCUGGGCACCGAUACCCGGAUUCCGGGAAACUCGCAGAUCAAGCUCCUCUUGGGGGCAACUUGCAUCCCAGCUUUGUCCGGAGGGGCCAGCUUUGGCCUCUUGGGAUACUGUGGCCUUGGUAUGACAGUCUUGGGGACCAUGGUGCCCUUCUUGGGUCUGGCCGUCGGCGUUGAUGUCAUCUUCUUGCUGAUCUCCUCCGUGAACGCCGUGGGGCCGGGCGUGAAGGACAUGGAAGAGGUCAUGGUCAGAGCUCUGCCUCGCGGGGGCGUUGCAGCGACUACCACCACCUUGACAUCCGUCUCUGCUUUCACCAUUGCUGCGGCCACCAGCACAGAUCUUCCCGGCUUUCUCUCCUUCAACCUUGGUCUGGUCAUGGUUCUUAUCCUGAACUGGAUCGGCAUGCUCAUCAUGCUCCCGGCCAUGAUCACACUGAGCCAACGCAACAUGACAGUGCGGGAGGAGCCACAAAGUGGCUUCGAGGCAAAGGCGCGAGUUGUCAUGGGAGGUGGACGCAGACUCAGGGCCUUGAUGAAUGCCAAGCUCGGCGAAGCCGUGGAGCGCAGUCUGCCCUUCCAAGUCUGCGGGGCCUCCGUAUGGGUAGUACUUACCAUUCUUGGCAUCUAUUUUGGGCUGCAGGUGGGGCGAGGCAUGCCGGACACCUACUUUGUGACCGAUUCUUCAAAGGUGCACGGCUACUUGGAGGACGUGCAAAGCUCCUUCGUGGGCAGUGUGCCCAUGGAGCUUGGUCUGGUUUUUGAUGCACCGAAGGUUCUUGACAAAACCUACCGAAGUCGCAUGUCCGACUUGGUUGCUGCACUGAAUAACAGAUCGGAUCUUGCCUUGCCCGUUGAUUGUUGGCUUCAUCGCGCAGUCGGCUCUUUGAGCACUUCCGCGUCGAUGUGCGAGGUGGACACCGCUGUUCUCACGUACCUCAACGAUACCAACACAGGUUUGGCCAGUGCUCGUGACUCCUCCGGUGGUAUCACCGACCACUUGCAAGCAGCCCGGUGUCGCGUAUUUCUGUGGCAGCCCACGGACUCGGAGAAGCGCAGCCAGCAGGCGCUGGACGUCAUUAGCCAGGUCAAGGACGGCUUCCCGGAGCUGAAUGUCAUCCCAUACCACCUCAGUUUCCCGAGCCAAACCGCGCGAUACAGAGUCAUCAAGGAUAAGACUUUCAGCACUGCCGGGUUUGCAUUCGUCGGGGUCUUCCUUGCAGUGCUGAUCACCAUGCCCGUUCACCUCGCCUUCCUGGCGGUCGGAAAUGUCAUGGCGGUAACAUGUGUUUUGUUCGGCUUCAUGUAUGCCUGCGGCAUCACAUGCAAUGUCAUUUCGUAUAGCGUGUGUGUCAUGGCCAUCGGUUUCUGUGUCGACUACAGUUGCCACAUCGUGCACUUUGCCGAGCAUGGCGUGGAGCCAGGCACGCCUUGGGACAAACGAAUGCGGCACUCGCUGGAAGCCUGCAGCUUUGACGUCAUGCAGGGAUGCUCGACAGCCUUCCUUGGCGUGGCCAUGCUUGGCUUUGGCUCCGCCGAGGCAUUCCGUAUUUUUGCUCUACUUGCGGUCGUCAUCACGCUCGUCGGUGGCUUCUUCGCACUGAUCGGCCUUCCAUGCCUGUUAGCUCUCCUCUCGAGGGCCUUCCGUGCCUGUGCCGGCUCUGAGGAGGAAGUGAAAGAUGCCGAGAUCAUUCAGGAUGUUGGCUUUUCCUUCGAUAAGUUCUCAGUGUAG
Molecule: messenger RNA, 2718 nt
Organism: Symbiodinium necroappetens
Lineage: Eukaryota; Dinophyceae; Suessiales; Symbiodiniaceae
Source: the annotation of a GenBank genome assembly